UCUUCCUCCGCCGGCGUGGCUCUUCAUCUUCUGCAGAUGCAGCAACAGCAACAUCAGGAGCAACAGCAUCCCUUCGCGUACAUCUUCCUCGGCCGCCUCACGUGGUAUCUUCUCAGCAUCGUCGACGUCGUGCAGCUCAGAGCCACCUGCACAUGGCUCAGGGGUCUCUUCGGAGCGCCCCAGCUGAGAGAUCGGCUCCGCCACUCUGUCGGCUCACAGGCGGGGCCGCGGCGGGCGGUGAAUGGGCAGCAGGUGCAGCUGCUGCGGUUCGACGACGACCAGUUCGGCGUGCGGGAUCUGCUGGCGGCUGUGUGUGUGAUGGAGGAGGGGAGCUGGGUGGAGAUCGGUGUGGUCAUUGAGCUGGCGGGGCAGUGCGGCUACUGUGAGCUGCCUGUCAUCCUCACAUCCGAUGACAUCAACACACACGCCAACAAAACGGUGAGCCAGCAAACAGAGGGGCGGGGAGGGGACAGUGAGGCCUCAUUCCCUCUCUCCCUGUGUGUGUGUAGGCGUAUAUGUCGGCUCCGCGUGUGUUUGCACAGCUCAUGGUGGUUGGCCGCCACGUCAAGUUCAGUGACAACAGCUGCCUGCAGAUCUUCCGCCAUGCCAAUGGUGAGGUGCGGGCUAUCAAGGACGAGCCCGGGUUCCAGCUGGACAUCGACCCGCCCCUCCUCGUCGGCCAUCUGUAUCAGCGGAACCGACUAGAGCAUGACCCGCCAGUGCGCAGCGGCAUCAACUACAAUGGCGGCAGAUGGGUGUCGAGCUUCAUCCCGUUCGAGUAUCCGUCGAUGUCAUCGUUUGCCAAGCGUGUGAUCCUCCGCCACUUCCCUCAGACUCACCAGAUCAAUAGCACAUUGACUACACUCCACAGGUACCAACCACAUCUACGGCACCAAUGGGCGAGAGCGGUGCGUGUCUGAUUGUGUGUGUGUGUGUGUGUUUGGUUGGUUUAGGCGUGUUGGUGGCGGCCGUCUGGAUGGCCUCCUCACCCAGUCGCCCCACACACCGGUGGCCGGAUGCACCAUCACAUUCAGCCGGGACGGUCGUGUGCGAUGGCUGGUGCUCACCAACAGCAGCCACACCUUCGUGGCAUGGAUUCUCAUUGAGGAUCAGACCGAUAAUGGUCAGGCCGACAGACAGGCAGCUCUGGUCGUGAUCGAAUGCCAUGUGAUGGUCUCUCUGUCAUUGUCUGCAGCGUGGGUUGACGUCGUGACGACCGAGGUGCCCCUGGCGGGUGUCAGUGAGAAUGCGCCUUUCAAGGACCGCUUCCUCGUCACCACUCAGCUGGCCCGUGUGGCGUUGGGGGCGGUGGCGCCAUACGUCUUCGACGGACAAGUACAGCAGCAGCAACAGGAUGACGAUAGCGACGAUGGUAUGCACACACACACAUUGGUGGACGGAUGGACGAUGUUCCUUCACUUCUGUGUGGUGCAGACGGCCAUGGUGGUGGCUGGGAUGAUAUGGACGACGACAGCGAGGGCGAGGACAGCGGAGGUACGCAGCCACACACAGCACACGCAUACCCGCACGUCGGCCUGCGUCACAUUCAGGUGUGUGUGUGUGUGUGUGUCCUGUGCACUCGACAGGUGAGGAUGCCGCAGCUGAGGAGGAGAGCGGCGACUGAUCGAUCCAUCAGUCAGUACCGGUGGCUGAGUGUGGGUGUCUGCCGUCAGGAGGGUAUCUUUAGCUGCUGGCUUUCGUCAUUCAUCUCUGUAGCCAAUCUGCUCACUCUGUCGACCAGCUGCUCAUUGAUGUGUCACUUACCGAAUGUCUGGCAUGGCUCUGAUGCUUGCGUGAGUCGGUCUAUGGCUUCGCCUUCUUCUCCGUGGGUCUCUCUUCUCAGCUAUGUGUGGCCCUCUCCCUCCCUCCCUCGCUUCGUCUCUAUCUGUGUCUGUCUGUCGGUGUGGUUCGAUUCGCUGCUGGCCGAUUUUGAUGUGAUGCUCCGGCCGGUGUGUGGCUUUGGUUGGUUGCCUGGCUGACUCACCUGCCUGCCUGCCAUAACUCUCUCGAGAUGACUGUGUGAUGGAGUGUGUCUCUCGGCGUGUGCACACGAUGGCCGUGAAGUGACAUGUGUUCAUGUGGUUGUUCAGAUCUUUCCUGUCAACGACUGUUAAGUGAUCGCAGAGUGAGCUCU
This is a messenger RNA of Vitrella brassicaformis, 2134 nucleotides long. NCBI's taxonomy places the organism in Eukaryota, Vitrellaceae. The record is from the annotation of a GenBank genome assembly.